AUGUCUUCUCAAGAGUCCGAAGGAGCACCACAGCCCGACUGCUCGAAUGCACCUGCUGCUGCUUCCGGGACUGCUAUUGCCGAAGCGACUUUGGAGGGUGGUGUGUCUCAAGAUGAGGCCAUGGGUGGCAGCAAGCGUCAUGAUGAGAGCACGGGCGGCAAAAUGCGUCAUUAUGAGGCUGCGGGCGGCGUCAUGCGUCACGAUGUGGCCAAGGGCGGCAGCACCAGUGACAGCAUCACUGAUGAUGGCAUUGGCAUAUCCUUCCCGGCUGAUUACAAUGAGAUGCCGGGAGGAUGCGUGCUGCAUGGCGGCUCUAUGAGUGACGGCGUUGUUGAUUAUGGCACCACUGGUGUUGGCAUUGCCAGGGACAGCAUUGCCAGUGAUGGCAUUGCCAGUGAUGGAACCACAUGUGUCUCCUUCCCAGCGCAUUACACAGAGACGACAGGAGUUGGCGUGCUGCAUGGCUGCACGAGUGAUGGCAUCGCUGAUUGUGGCACAACCGGUGUCGGCAUUGCCAGUGACAACACCACCAGUGUCGGCAUGACAUGCGCCUCCUUCCCGGCGCAUUGCACAGAGACGGCGGGAGGAGGCGUGCUGCAUGGCGGCACAGAAUGUGGCACAACCGGUGUCGGCAUUGCCAGUGACAGCAUGACAUGCGCCUCCUUCCCGGCGCAUUACCAUGAGAUGCUGUUAUUAGUAAACAGUUUGAACAAAAUCCUGCAUGGCGGCACAAAGGUUGGCACCGCCAGUGUAGGCAUUGCCAGUGACGGUAUGCCAUGCGCCUCCUUCCCAGAGCAUGAUACUGAGAUGCUGGGAGGGGGCAUGCCGCAUGGUGGCACGAGUGAUGACAAUGCCAAUGAUGGCAUACGGACAGUGGGACCGCCGCCAUGCCUACUGCUGCCACAAGGGGACAUGCCGCCAUGCCUCGUGCCGCCGUCACACUCCCUCCCUUCACAUUUCUUCCGAGCACACUCCUUACCAUCGCGCACACUCCUUACCAUCGCGCACACUCCUUACCAUCGCGCACACUCCUUACCAUCGCGCACACUCCUUACCAUCGCGCACACUCCUUACCAUCGCGCACACUCCUUACCAUCGCGCACACUCCUUACCAUCGCGCACACUCCUUACCAUCGCGCACACUCCUUACCAUCGCGCACACUCCUUACCAUCGCGCACACUCCUUACCAUCGCGCACACUCCUUACCAUCGCGCACACUCCUUACCAUCGCGCACACUCCUUACCAUCGCGCACACUCCUUACCAUCGCGCACACUCCUUACCAUCGCGCACACUCCUUACCAUCGCGCACACUCCUUACCAUCGCGCACACUCCUUACCAUCGCGCACACUCCUUACCAUCGCGCACACUCCUUACCAUCGCGCACACUCCUUACCAUCGCGCACACUCCUUACCAUCGCGCACACUCCUUACCAUCGCGCACACUCCUUACCAUCGCGCACACUCCUUACCAUCGCGCACACUCCUUACCAUCGCGCACACUCCUUACCAUCGCGCACACUCCUUACCAUCGCGCACACUCCUUACCAUCGCGCACACUCCUUACCAUCGCGCACACUCCUUACCAUCGCGCACACUCCUUACCAUCGCGCACACUCCUUACCAUCGCGCACACUCCUUACCAUCGCGCACACUCCUUACCAUCGCGCACACGCCUUACCAUCGCGCACACUCCUUACCAUCGCGCACACUCCUUACCAUCGCGCACACUCCUUACCAUCGCGCACACUCCUUACCAUCGCGCACACUCCUUACCAUCGCGCACACUCCUUACCAUCGCGCACACUCCUUACCAUCGCGCACACUCCUUACCAUCGCGCACACUCCUUACCAUCGCGCACACUCCUUACCAUCGCGCACACUCCUUACCAUCGCGCACACUCCUUACCAUCGCGCACACUCCUUACCAUCGCGCACACUCCUUACCAUCGCGCACACUCCUUACCAUCGCGCACACUCCUUACCAUCGCGCACACUCCUUACCGUCGCGCACACUCCUUACCAUCGCGCACACUCCUUACCAUCGCGCACACUCCUUACCAUCGCGCACACUCCUUACCAUCGCGCACACUCCUUACCAUCGCGCACACUCCUUACCAUCGCGCACACUCCUUACCAUCGCGCACACUCCUUACCAUCGCGCACACUCCUUACCAUCGCGCACACUCCUUACCAUCGCGCACACUCCUUACCAUCGCGCACACUCCUUACCAUCGCGCACACUCCUUACCAUCGCGCACACUCCUUACCAUCGCGCACACUCCUUACCAUCGCGCACACUCCUUACCAUCGCGCACACUCCUUACCAUCGCGCACACUCCUUACCAUCGCGCACACUCCUUACCAUCGCGCACACUCCUUACCAUCGCGCACACUCCUUACCAUCGCGCACACUCCUUACCAUCGCGCACACUCCUUACCAUCGCGCACACUCCUUACCAUCGCGCACACUCCUUACCAUCGCGCACACUCCUUACCAUCGCGCACACUCCUUACCAUCGCGCACACUCCUUACCAUCGCGCACACUCCUUACCAUCGCGCACACUCCUUACCAUCGCGCACACUCCUUACCAUCGCGCACACUCCUUACCAUCGCGCACACUCCUUACCAUCGCGCACACUCCUUACCAUCGCGCACACUCCUUACCAUCGCGCACACUCCUUACCAUCGCGCACACUCCUUACCAUCGCGCACACUCCUUACCAUCGCGCACACUCCUUACCAUCGCGCACACUCCUUACCAUCGCGCACACUCCUUACCAUCGCGCACACUCCUUACCAUCGCGCACACUCCUUACCAUCGCGCACACUCCUUACCAUCGCGCACACUCCUUACCAUCGCGCACACUCCUUACCAUCGCGCACACUCCUUACCAUCGCGCACACUCCUUACCAUCGCGCACACUCCUUACCAUCGCGCCUCCUGCCUUCUCACUCCCUACCGUCUCACUCCCUCUCAUCGCACUCUCUACCCUCGCGCCUAUUGUCGUCUGCCUCCCUCCCGUCGCAUUCCCUCUCAGCACCCUUCCACCCUUCACACUCCCUCCCAUCGCACUCCCGCCCAGCACACCUCCUGCCAUCACGCCAGCUGCGGGGACUACCCCCACACAUGUGGGGUUACAUUCCAAGUACCCCCGGGGAAGUUCGUGA
Molecule: messenger RNA, 3174 nt
Organism: Closterium sp. Yama58-4
Lineage: Eukaryota; Viridiplantae; Streptophyta; Zygnematophyceae; Desmidiales; Closteriaceae
Source: the annotation of a GenBank genome assembly